Molecule: messenger RNA, 657 nt
Organism: Peronospora matthiolae
Lineage: Eukaryota; Oomycota; Peronosporomycetes; Peronosporales; Peronosporaceae
Source: the annotation of a GenBank genome assembly
AUGAAAGUUUUUUGCCUCCAUGCACAUCUCGCUGCUGGUGUGGUGUGUGCUAUCUCUGACCGCACCUAUGGUGGCAUUGAUCUAGACGCCACUGCUUCUGGCGCUAGGGCUAUCGAGCAAACGACGGUCAAGAGACAGCUAAGGGCCGGUGCCGAUGUCGAGACCGAAGAACGAGGGGGUUCGCCAGCUGAGAUGGCCAAGACUGCUCUCAUCGUGCCCGAUAAGUGGCACCUACUCGAAUCAGCCAACGAUAACUCGGCCACUCGCUCUGCAUUAGAAAGUCUUGACGAAAACGAUCAUGACUUACUUAGCAAAUAUGUGAUGGAACAGGUGUCCGGUGAAAACCCUGAUUAUAUGCAAGAGAUGAAACUAAGCGACAAGAAACAAGAACUUAAAAACGCUAUUGCAGAUUUGUCGGAAGUCAUACCAGAGGAUUCGGCUAUGGAACUGAUCCGGUCCGCUGCACUUCAUCGGUUCACGAAAUCCGUCUCUGAUCCGAAGAAUGGGGAUCCAUUAAACACGCAGGACUAUGCUCAACAGAUCCUUGACUUGGAGAGUGCUACCGAGAUCAUUAAGGACGGCAUUCAACGGAAAGUCGCCAAGAUGGCAGUCGCACAGAGGAAGUUCGCCCGUAACUUCAAUUUUGCAAGUCGUUAG